Archocentrus centrarchus (flier cichlid) is the source of this 1146-nucleotide messenger RNA. Its product is annotated as vascular cell adhesion protein 1-like. Lineage: Eukaryota; Metazoa; Chordata; Actinopteri; Cichliformes; Cichlidae. The record is from RefSeq and is a predicted model, not a curated record.
AUGAGUUUUGUGAUGGUCCAAUCUGUGAACAUCAUGACAGCCAUCAUGUUACUGAGUCUCCUCUUUAUUCCAAGCAUUUUGGAUGCUUUUAAUACAUUAGUUUCAUUCAUAUCCAUUACUGCACCACCACAGAUGGAAGCUCUGAGUGGAUCUUGUUUACAAAUCCCAUGUAACUUUAAUGCUACUGGAUCACCAGCAUUUAACAGCACAAGACCUGUUUUUGGGGUGUGGAUUAAAUCAUUUCUAAAUAGUGUGAUGUUCAACAGCAGUGGGACAGUUAAAAUCUAUCCAAUGAAUAUUACAGGAAACCUGAAACAGAAAAACUGCACAACUCUGUUUUCAAAUUUAACCACAACUUAUACAAACACAUACUACUUCAGGAUUAUGAACUGGCCGUUCAGAGCAACUGCUGUUGAUCCUCUUCAAAUAACAGUUAAAGAUUCUCCUUGGAGGCCCAAUAUUACAGUCUCAGGUGAUCUGAUGGAGAAGGAGUCUGUCACUAUAACCUGCUCAGCUUUCACUCCCUGUCCACACUCCCCUCCUGAACUCACCUGGAAUCUCCAACAAGACUCUCACAACAAAAUAGAGGAAAACACAGAUGGAAGCUUUACAACUAAAAUCCAGCAGACCAUCACUCUGUCAGACACACAUGAUGGAAAGAAGAUCAACUGCUCUGCCAGAUAUCCUGUGAACCAAGGAGAAGAAACCAAGACAGCAGAGACAGUAGAGACUCUCAGUGUUUCAUAUGCUCCUAAAAACACCUCAGCAUCCAUCAGUCCAUCAGGUUUGGUGUCAGCAGGCAGCUGGGUGAACCUGACCUGCUCCAGCAGAGCCAAACCUCCAGUCAGCAGCUUCACCUGGUUCAAGAAGAGCACAGAUGGACCUGUGAACGUAUCUGAAGGACAGAUUUACAGCUUCAAUGUAACAGAUGGAGGAGUUUAUUAGUUUUAUUACUGUGUGGCAACUAAUGAUCUGGGUACUCAGACAUCAGCAGAGAUUCAUGUGAAUAUUGAAGGUGUUUAAAAUCAAAGCAUCAAAUUCAACAGACUCAGAUUCAAAUACAUGAAGAGCUGGUUAGUAAAAGAGAAGGAGAGGAAGAAAACAUCCAUUAUGGAGAGAUCAGCUUCUCUGUGCUGGGAUAUGAAG